UUAGAAAGCGAAUUAAAAGCGUGUAACCCUGUGUGAAUAUGCUUGAAAGUUGACCGAGAGGAUUUGCACAACAGAAACUUGACGUGUGGCCUGGACUGGAGGAUUUAGCCAGCUAAGCGAGCUAGCUGUUUGCUAGCGUGCGCUCGACAAACAAGUUUCUUUUUACUGUUCUGUCGAUUCUGGCACGUUAUUAUUAUUUUAUUUUAACCUGCUAAUUUACCCAAGCGGUACAUCCAAAGAAAUAAACCAACAAAUAGCCGUCACCCGCCCCGUGUGUUUGUCAACAGUGGUUCUCCGUGAGGUGGCUAGCAGUGUUAGCUUGUGUGUUUGAGCGUACACGUUGGACUCGUUCCUCCGCCCAUCUUCGGGAUGUCUAUUGUUAUUUUUGUUUACUUGUUGGCCCACGCCGCACAAGAAAACCGAGCUCUUGAAGGCAUUUCUUGUCUCAUUUGACCAGCCCUCGCCGAGGAUUAUUCUGUACUUUGUCCGGAAUUGUGCUGAAAUACCCGAAGUCAGUGAUGCGGAUCCGUACUGCCUGUUUGGGUUUGUUUGUGGCCGCUGUCUGCUUUGUAGUGAGCUGUCACCGAGCCAGCGGAGAGAUUUGUUCAAGCAAGGACAUCCGGAACAGUGUGACCAACCUGCAAGUUCUAGAGAACUGCACCGUGAUUGAGGGCCACCUAAAAAUCUUACUUAUGUUCAAGACCAAGACUGAGCAUUUCCGAGGCCUCAGUUUUCCCAAGUUAACAGUGGUUACUGACUACCUGUUACUCUUCAGAGUUUACGGCUUGGAAAGCCUCAGUGAUCUUUUCCCAAACCUAACCGUCAUCAGAGGCAACAACCUUUUCUUCAACUAUGCCUUGGUGGUGUUUGAGAUGCUUCAGCUGCGAGAGAUUGGACUCCAUAGUCUGAUGAAUAUCACCCGAGGAGCUGUGAGAAUUGAGAAGAACCCAGACCUCUGCUAUCUCUCAACUCUUGACUGGUCAAAGAUCCUGGACUCAGUAGAGGAUAACUAUAUUGUGGCAAACAAGAACGACAGAGAAUGUGGCGAUGUGUGCCCAGGAGCAGCUGUCGGCAAGACCACCUGUCAGACCACCACCAUCAACGGACACUUUAGCGAACGUUGCUGGACGCAGAAGCACUGCCAGAGAAUGUGCCCUGUGCAGUGUAAACACCGAGCGUGCACCAAGGAUGACCAGUGCUGCCAUGACCAGUGUCUGGGUGGUUGUCUAAAGCCCAGCUCGGCUAGUCACUGCAUAGCGUGCCGCGGCCUCCAGCACCACGCCACCUGUGUGGAGCAUUGCCCCGAACACCACUACACCUUCAAAGGCUGGCGCUGCGUCUCUUUUGCAUUCUGCCAGGAGCUCCACAACAAAUGCAAGCGAGAGAAAGAGCGCAGCAAGAGCGCUGACUGCCACGAGUACGUCAUCCAUAGUGGUGCCUGCAUCCCUGAGUGUCCCUCUGGUUACACAACUGUCAACUCUUCAACGCUUAUUUGCACGCCAUGUGCAGGGCUGUGCCCAAAGGUCUGCAUGGGGAAGAAAAUUGUGGACUCUGUGACAGCUGCCCAGGCCCUGAGAGGCUGCACUGUUCUCAAUGGAAGCCUGGUCAUCAACCUGCGUGGAGGAAACAACAUAGCAGCUGAGCUGGAGGCCAGCCUGGGCCAGCUGGAGGAAAUCACUGGCUACCUGACAGUGCGCCGUUCCUACGCCCUUGUGUCCCUCUCUUUUCUCCGCAAGCUCCGUGUUAUUCGUGGAGAGGAGCAGGAAGUCGGGAAUUACUCCUUCUACGCACUUGACAACCAAAACUUGCGGCAGCUGUGGGACUGGUCCAAACACAAGCUGACCAUCCUGAAGGGUCGCAUGUUCUUCCACUAUAAUUCCAAGCUCUGCAUGACAGAGAUACACAAGAUGGAGGAGGUCACUGGGACAAAGGAGCGGCAGCUCAAGGCCGACAUUACCUCCAAGACCAAUGGAGACCAGGCCUCAUGUGAGAACCAGGUCUUGAAGUUUACCCAGACCCGAACCAUGAGUGAUAAAAUAAUGAUCAGAUGGGAAGCCUUCUGGCCCCCAGACUUUAGAGAUCUGCUGGGCUUCAUGGUGCUCUACAAAGAAGCACCAUUUCAGAACGUAACCGAGUUUGACGGGCAGGAUGCCUGCGGCUCCAACAGCUGGGUGAUCGCUGACGUGGACCCUCCGCCUCGAGCCACUGAGGGGGACAAAGAACAGAUUGAACCGGGUCAUCUCAUCAUGCCACUGAAGCCGUGGACACAGUACGCAAUCAUGGUAAAGACCCAGCUGUCUGCUUCUGACGAGCACCAGGCCCACGGAGCCAAGAGCGAAAUCAUCUACGUGCGCACCAACGCCACCAAGCCUUCAGUUCCACUGGACCCCAUUUCCUCAUCCAACUCAUCCUCCCAGAUCAUCCUCAAGUGGAAACCUCCCAACGACCCCAACGGAAACAUCACUCACUACCUGGUCUUCUGCCAGCGUCAGCCCGAAGCCGGUGAAUUGUACAAGUUUGACUACUGUCAAAAAGGGAUGAAAUUGCCGUCACGGGCGCCGACUCAGGUGGACAGUGAUGACGAACAGAAGUGGAACCAGACAGAAGAGCAGAACCAGGGGGCACGGUGCUGUGCCUGCCCCAAGACCGAUAAAGAACUCAAGAAGGAAAAAGAAGACUCUGAAUACAGAAAGACUUUUGAGAAUUACCUCCACAAUGAAGUCUUUACAAUCAAACCCUCGCGUCAGCGGCGUUCUGUCGUGGGCAUCGCCAACCGCACUCGUUCCUUCCUCACUCCGACGCCGACCCUGCCUGGGGGCACACGCAUCCCUGAAGACAAUGAAGAUGAGAAUCUUGAGAGCACUAAAACCGUGGUCACUGUCCAUGCCAAGGAGUCCACUGUCAUCUCCAACUUGCGCCACUUCACCAGCUACCAGAUCGAGAUCCACGCCUGCAACCACCCAACAGACCCGGCCCGCUGCAGCAUGGCGGCGUAUGUCAGUGCACGCACAAUGCCUGAAGACAAAGCUGAUGACAUCGUGGGUCCUAUUAGCUGUGAGGUAUCAGACUACACAGUGCAUGUCACGUGGCCUGAGCCCAUUGCUCCCAAUGGCAUGAUCAUCCUCUACGAGCUCAGCUACAAGAGACUAGCCGACACUGAGGAGCUGCACCACUGUGUGUCCCGAAAUGCGUACAAAAACUCCCGUGGCUGCAGGUUGAGAGUGGUGCAUUCUGGGAACUACACAGUACGGAUUCGGGCUACCUCGCUGGCAGGCAAUGGCUCCUGGACGGAGGCCACUUACUUUUAUGUCCAAGAUGCAGGAGAUCCUUUAAACAUGCUGAAGAUCGUGAUUGGACCCGUCAUCUGCAUUGUCCUCCUGCUUUUUGUGGCUGUGGCAGGAUUCAUCAUGCUCAAGAAGAAACAAACGCAAGGCCCGAGCGGUCCUAUCUACGCCUCGUCCAACCCAGAGUACCUCAGUGCUAAUGACGUGUACGAGGAAGAUGAGUGGGAGGUGCCCAGGGAGAAGAUUGUUAUUUUGAGGGAGUUGGGUCAGGGUUCCUUUGGCAUGGUCUACGAGGGAAUCUCCAAGGACAUCGUCAAGGGCGAGGCAGAAACACGCGUGGCGGUGAAAACGGUCAAUGAGUCGGCCAGCCUGAGGGAAAGAAUUGAGUUCCUGAACGAGGCCUCGGUCAUGAAAGCUUUCAGCUGUCACCAUGUGGUCCGUCUGCUGGGUGUCGUGUCAAAGGGCCAGCCAACCCUGGUGGUGAUGGAGCUGAUGACGCACGGAGACCUGAAGAGUUACCUGCGCUCUCUCCGACCCGAUGCUGAGAACAACCCUGGGCGUCCACCGCCAACGCUGAAGGAGAUGAUACAAAUGGCUGCUGAGAUCGCAGACGGUAUGGCUUACCUCAACGCCAAGAAGUUUGUGCACAGAGACCUGGCAGCCAGGAACUGCAUGGUGGCUCACGAUCUUACCGUCAAAAUAGGAGACUUUGGCAUGACGAGGGACAUCUAUGAGACCGACUACUACAGGAAGGGAGGGAAGGGUCUGCUUCCCGUUCGGUGGAUGGCACCUGAAUCUCUGAAGGACGGCGUCUUUACAGCACACUCAGACUGCUGGUCCUUCGGGGUUGUUCUGUGGGAGAUCAGCACGCUAGCCGAACAGCCGUACCAGGGCCUGUCCAAUGAGCAGGUUCUCAAGUUUGUCAUGGAUGGAGGCUACCUGGACCGGCCAGACAACUGUGCUGACAGGCUACACAACCUGAUGCAGAUGUGCUGGCAGUACAACCCCAAGAUGCGGCCCCCCUUCCAGGAGAUCAUUGAGAUGCUGCGAGAGGACCUGCAUCCUUCCUUCCAGGAGGUCUCCUUCUUUUACAGUGAAGAGAACAAACCCCCUGAGAGCGAAGACUUUGACCUGGACAUGGAAAACAUGGAGAGCAUCCCUCUGGACCCGUCGUCCUACUCCCAAAGGGAGCAGUGUUUGGAAAGGGAUGAGUCCCCCUCGGUGGGCCUGAGGGGCAGUUAUGAAGAGCACCACCUCUCGUUCACGCACAUGAACGGGGGAAAGACCAAUGGACGAAUACUUGGCCUACCACGGUCCAGCCCCUCCUAACAUACUGUCUACAUCCCAAAUGCACAUGUAGAUCCUAUAGAUUUAACUCUAUUUUUGUUUUUGUCUUCUUUUUUUAUAGAGAUCACACUUUUAUCAUCGUCUCUUCAGAGGCUCCUCAGUGCAUAUCUCAGGACCUUAUUUUUCUCCUCAGAUGCCACACAAACACACUCAAAACAACACUACAGUCAGUCCACAAAUGGACACCAGAAGACACUUUUUUUUUUUUUGUAUUUAAGGACGAAACCUCCUGCGUCUCUCUUUUGUUCACGAUUGUAGUUUAUAUACUGUAUAUAUGUUGCCAACAUUGUGCGAAGCCUGAGUGAAUAAUGGAAUCAACUGUGAAACAAACUUUACAAACAAGAAGGCUGCUAAACUCACUCACUGUCCCUUCCUGUGUCCAGACUCUGUCCCCCUCCCAGGCGGCAUCAAGAGAGUUAAUUUCUGGGUUGCUACAUUGUUUUUUGUUUUUGGGAAAAGUGCCCUUCUAGUUUGUCUGCUGCCAACAACACACAUCGUGGAACUGUGUCUGAAUCUGGCUGCUCACGUGGUAAAAGAACGACAAACUGAAAGUCUUGGAACUCGAACAAACUUUAAUCCGCUGGAGAAGCUGGUUGAAGUGGCUUACCUCCUCAAACUCUGCAGUAUUCCAUAAUGGCACACAGGAUAAACAUGGGAUUUUUGUUGCUUGGUUCAGUUUUUUUUUUAAUUUAUUUACAUGUCUGUUUUUGUUUUCCUUCUUUUGGAGUUUUCACAUAUACAGCUGAAGGAUAUUUAAAAUGUUUUCAAAAACAUGGUGAUGGUGAACGAGUUCCUCAGAUUGACCAAUAGCUGCUUCUUUGGUAUAUUUUAGUGGGUAUAGAAGAUUUUAUAUAUAUAUAUAUAUAUAUAUAUAUAUAUAUAUAUAUAAAAGUAUAAAUAUAUUAUUGUUUCUGUAAAUAAUUGACAUGCUGUCAUUCUUGAGGUAUUUUCUGUCAUAGAAAAUGUUUUUACAUGUUUAGUGUCUUACGUUUUUGUUUUCUAAUCCAGAAAAAUCAUACUAAUUUGCAUUUUGGACUCAUGAUCAACAAACAAGCACUUGAUCUUUUUUGCUAUACGAUGCCCGGGAGGAGGAUCAUUUGGUGUCUUCAGCUUGAAAUGUCUGCCCAUCAUAUCGAGAUCAAAUAAAACUUAGUGCUGUAAAUAUUGCAGCAAGAUGCA
Messenger RNA from Thalassophryne amazonica, 5810 nucleotides. It is a transcript of the gene insra, whose product is annotated as insulin receptor a. The transcript has 21 exons. Lineage: Eukaryota; Metazoa; Chordata; Actinopteri; Batrachoidiformes; Batrachoididae. The record is from RefSeq and is a predicted model, not a curated record. The coding region runs from base 519 to 4613 and encodes 1364 amino acids. Gene Ontology annotation, molecular function: insulin receptor activity; phosphatidylinositol 3-kinase binding; ATP binding. Gene Ontology annotation, biological process: glucose homeostasis; protein autophosphorylation; positive regulation of phosphatidylinositol 3-kinase/protein kinase B signal transduction. Gene Ontology annotation, cellular component: axon; membrane; insulin receptor complex.